Messenger RNA from Nematostella vectensis (starlet sea anemone), 4051 nucleotides. RefSeq names its product aryl hydrocarbon receptor. Bases 307 to 2676 code for a protein of 789 amino acids. Gene Ontology annotation, molecular function: DNA-binding transcription factor activity, RNA polymerase II-specific; protein dimerization activity; RNA polymerase II transcription regulatory region sequence-specific DNA binding. Lineage: Eukaryota; Metazoa; Cnidaria; Anthozoa; Actiniaria; Edwardsiidae. The record is from RefSeq and is a predicted model, not a curated record. Gene Ontology annotation, biological process: regulation of DNA-templated transcription. The transcript is spliced from 13 exons. Gene Ontology annotation, cellular component: cytoplasm; transcription regulator complex; nucleus.
GCGGCGCCGCUGUAUUCGGUACGAUUCUGGGUACGUGAACUGCGAACCGUACGUGUGAAAUUCGGCGAGAAAACAUGGCUGACGCACGUUCGAGAAUUCGAAUGUAAAGCUACUAGGAGAUCACAAAACUUAAAGAUAAUAGCCAGCUCGAUUGUCUUUUUUCCUAUUUGAGGUAUCUGUGGUUGGAUUUUCAGUUUGCACGAACAGCGAUCGACGUAUUUUGCUGUUUAUAUACCGUUCUACAAGGACUUUCGUGCGAUGGUCUAGGACUAUCUAUAAUUACGUGAUACAACUAGCUUCACGACCAUGAGUAACACAGGCAAAAGGAAGAAGCGCAGCUCCAGUCUCAAGGGGUCCCUCAACCCCUCAAAGCGUCACAGAGACCGCUUCAACAUUGAGCUGGAUAAUCUUGCAAAACUGUUGCCAUUUCCCCAUGAUGUUAUUCAAAAGCUGGACAAGCUUUCUAUCCUACGAUUGUCUGCUAGUUAUUUGCGGGCAAAAAAUUUCUUCAAAGAACAAAAAUGGGAUAAUGAAGAGCAGAAAGAUGAAGCUAAAAAUAGAAUCAAGCCCUUUGAGGGGAAUGGAAACCUGUCAAAACUCAUUCUUGAGGCAUUGGAUGGGUUUGUCAUUGUUCUCACUCAAGACUUUGAGUUGUUCUAUGCUUCGGAGACAAUUCAAACAUACCUUGGUCUCUCUCAGGCAAGCGUGAUCCAUCAAGAUUUCCUGCGAUUCAUCCAUGUUGAUGACCAUGAAAUGAUAACAAAAUACCUCCAGCCAAACUCUGUAGAACAGAAAAUCAAGAUUCUUGAUGAUGAAAAUGAUGGGAGCGAAAAGAAGGAAGAAGAUUCCUGUUCAGAGUCCAGUGAAUCAGCCUCGAGUGCAGAGAGGACAUUUGUUUGCAGAAUGAAAUGCAUUCUGAACACCAGUGCUGGAUUUUUUAAGCCAUUCAGGUGUAAUGGGCGCUUGCGUGAGAUGACACUCCCUGAAAGUGACAAGAGGGAGUAUGGCCUCUUCCUUAUCUGCACUCCAAUGGAGACAAUGACCAACUCAAUAUUAGAAAUACGCUUGAAGACCUCUUUGUUCUGUACCAAGAACAGAAUGGAUCUCAGCUUCAUGGACAUUGAUCAAAAGGGUCGUUCACUUCUUGGUUAUCACAAGCGUGAUAUUGCACUGCAGUCCAGCUACUGUAUGAUUCACUUCGAUGACAUCCCUGUUCUAGGGCUGCUCCACAAGGACUUAAUGUCUUCAGCCAAAUGCCAGGGGACGUUUCGAAUGUUGAACAAGAACAUGAAGUGGCAAUGGCUGACAGGAACAGCUCAAGUAGUCUUCAAAGGCAGUGAACCAGACUUCAUUAUCACAACAAACAGACCUCUUAGUGAUGAAGAGGGCGAAGAAGUUCUACGCCAAAGAGGCCAAUUGCCAGCACUCCCAUUUACAACAUCAAAUGGUAAUAACAAAGUACCGAGUUUCUUCCCGGAUGGCUCUCAACCACAAGACUUCAAAAUGCCAGAGCCUCCUCUGCCAAAAUUCUUCCAGGGUACCAAGAAAGGGCAUUCGUUCAAUGAAGGCCCUCACAGCAUGAUAUCUGGAGGUAUGACAGGUCCAAAAGAGGAACCCCUUUCACCUCAGUCUAGUGGCUCCCCAUUUCAUGAGGAUGGUUUCCGCUCUACUUCUUGUACUUCUGCACCUGUGACUCUUGCAGACCUUGAGCUUGGUGUAGAUUUGCAAGAGGAGCUAAACCGAGAUGCUCCUGAGCUAAUGCUGCUGUCACAAGAUUUCAAUACGGACUUGAACAGUUUUCCAGAUUUUGUGAAUGGUUUGGGUCAACUCGCUAUGGAAGACGUUCCGUUUGAAGACUUACCGACAUUCGAAGAUGCAAUGGCCCUGGCACAGGAAUGUCUGUCUACACCAACAGAAUCAACAAGUUCAAUGACGAGUCCUUGUGGUAGCCAGAUGUCAUACCCUGCCCGGAGCCCCCCGCAUGUCCAAUGUGACCCAUUCUCGCCAACAUCCUCUGCUGGUCAUCCUUCGCCCUUCCCUUCCCCUAUUGGGUCUCACGGUCCCUCUAUAUCACCUGCUGGCUUGCCAACUCCUGACCCUUCCCCCCUUGAAAGGCCUGGUAGUGAGGCAGCCAGGAUCAAUAUUUCUUGGCAGGGGGCAGGACAGAUGAGAAUGCCUAACCAGGGACCUUAUCAGCGAGGUGCUCCAUCACCCCAGCAGAUGAAGCCCCCACCAGUUAAUGGUGGCAUUCUCUCAAAAUCAGCUCGCCUUGCCAGCAUGCAGAAGAAUGAGCGGUUAAACUAUCGUAGCUGCGCCGUACCGUCUCCACCUGGUCCUCCAAUGCCACCAGCAUGGUCAUCUCACCAGCCACCUGCACCACCCAAUAACAGCCCGAUGCAGCAACCUGCAUAUAACUCGUGGAACAAUGCACAGUAUCAUAACAGCUACCGACAACAUCACAUCACCCAGUCACAAGAUUCAACCUGGGGUCCCCCCAAUCAAGGCUCUGGACCCGUGCCCCCAUUCGAGGACACUUUAACCAACAUAAACUAUCCUAAUGUGGGUAUGAUGUCGCCUCCAUACCAUAACGAUAGUCCUGUUCAGGGGUUCCGUGGGUUCCCGCCCAGCAACACCCCUGUCACAAGUGCUCCGUAUUCUAACAUGGGAGAGUGGUGAUGCGUCAGAGUGGCGUCAUGCUGCAAACAGCCAAGAGAGGGUUGUCUAGAAAGGACGUCCCAGCCUUAACGUCACUGUGUUGAUGCUUCAAGGGCCAAAAGAGAGGGCCGCGCUGUAAGCUUCAUGGAUGUUAUGGUGAAGAGAAACAUGACUGAUAUGGCAGUCAUCAUCAGAUGUCUUAAAUCAUGACUUAUUGGCUUGGCCCUGAAAUUUCUGUACACGAUCUUAUUGUAAAUCAAGUGAGCCAUUAAGUUUGAGAAACUCAGGGCAGAAUACACUGAUGGCAGAGAAGAUCAUGUCACAAGGCACAGUGUAUCCAUACCCACUCAGGGAUUUCUUUGAGACAGCAAACGAUCUUUAAGUAGUGAUUCUGCUACUGUAUUAUCAAGCCAAAAAAUUUUUUUAAAUGUAAAUAGACCAUAUUUGUUCAAAGAAAGAAACUAUUCAAUACCGAGAAACGUGGUCAAUGUUUUAGAAACUGGCAAAACUAAAAAAAAAAGAUUGAAGCUGAAGAUUGUUUUUAAGUAAUGAUAUAGGGGGAAAAGCGCGUUUAUUAAUAUCUGUUUUAGGGUUUAGUCUGGUUUUCAAUAUUCUGAGAAAUCCCCGACAGUUUCAAAAUAAAUCGUUUCUUAGCUUCCGUCAUUAAAAAUCGACGACCAAUCAAAAGAUUACCAAAUGUAAUUCUGUUAGUUUAAGAAGGGACCCCAGAAAGCAUUUAGGAAAUUGACGAGACUUCACGGAAUAUUAUAAAUGCAGUAAUGCAGUGUUCCUAAGUUUAAAAGCAGUUUACAAUCACAAGAUUUAAUGGUACAGGCAAGCAUUUUUAUGUACAUAUAAAAACAAUUUGUCGUUAUAUAUUCUAUUUCAACCAAUUUCAAGUCUAUGCUACGAUCCAGAUAGGCUCACUCGUUUUCAGUCACAACUGUCUUCUUUUUUGGUGGACGUCAGUCACGGCUUUUGAAUUCUUCCAAUUUAGCAUCAGUCACAGCUAAAAUAUAAAAUUAUAGCUAAAAUAUAAAAUUCGAAUUAUGUCUUAGCAUUGCGUUGUUUUUGAUUUAGUACGUAUUUACGUAUGUAUACCUCUUGACGCCUUUCUUGACGCCUGGUUUAUGCAUGUGUGCUUUUCGGCGCUCUAAUUGGUUAGCCGUCUAACGGCUGCCGUAACUGCGAAAUGGCUUGCGUCACCAAGAAACAUUCACGACUCGGAAACGAAAAACACAAGGUGCACGUGUGACUGAAAACGAGUGUAAAUGCGUUUUUUUUUUCUACUCGGACAAGCAACCGAUCCCUACUUUACAAGAAAAUGUUUCAGAAAUUGCCGGAGUCCGUAUUGUAAGUACGAUUCACCAGAAUAAACUGAUUUGAUCUCCUUUCA